AUGGGUGAGAAGGAUUGUUAUUUCAAUGAAUGGUUUGAGAUUGACUGCAAAGAAAAUAGAUCUUUUAUUAGUAAAAUCAAAAUGGAGCUCCUCAAUAUUUCUACCGCAGGCUGGGCUAACGUCAAAAGUCCAAUAAUAUCCUCCGAUUGUUCCGACAGGGUGUCCGAUUUGCCUUUCAAUUUGGCGGGAAGUCCUUUCUUCAUUUCCGACUACAACGUAUUCACUGCAGUAGGUUGCAACACCCAUGCUUUAAUGAUCGAUCAAUCUCUCCAACGCCUUGGGUGUGAUUCAAAAUGCCUUAGCCAUAAGAAGGAUGUUGAUUGGAGACAAAUGCUUCCUAAUUUCAUAGAAGAGGAUUCCAGUAGUAAUUAUUUGAUAGCGGACGAUUAUUGUAACGGCACCGAUUGCUGUCAGGUUACAAUACCUUCAUCCCUUCAG
Messenger RNA from Hevea brasiliensis (rubber tree), 438 nucleotides. RefSeq names its product wall-associated receptor kinase-like 4. The record is from RefSeq and is a predicted model, not a curated record. The annotation marks the transcript as partial. The transcript has a single exon. NCBI's taxonomy places the organism in Eukaryota, Viridiplantae, Streptophyta, Magnoliopsida, Malpighiales, Euphorbiaceae.